GGUUUUUCAGAUUUUCGGAUUGUCGGAUUUUCGGCUUUACGGAUUAGAAGCGAAACGCAAUUUAUUCCUCCUCGGGGCAGGCAGAGAAUUAAAAGUCGGGCAGCAACACAAUAUCUCGUAUCCCAGCGCAUUUGUGGAGCUUUCAUCCAAGGAGAAAUUGCAGACAUUCAAGUUUUUAACGUUAUUAGAAGUGCUAGAGAUGUUGGAAAGUAGUAUUUCUAUAGUUUGAAAAACAAGUGGAUUAACGCUAGCAAAGUUUAGAACUGCAAAACUUACUGAGAAAGCGGAGUGUUUGUCUAUUUAAGCGGGGACUUGAGUUCAUAAAUUAUGUAGCAGAAAAGACAGCAUUUUGUGAAGAGCUUCUGAUUCAAUUUAAACGUAUUAAGUAAACUAUUCUGUGAAUUUCGGUCGCCAAUUAAAAGUGGCCUCUAGUUCAAUUAAUAAACAUGCGCCCAACAAGAAAUUAAUCCAAUUUGCCGAGCAUUGAAACCAUAGUUAUCUGAUACGCCAAUCAAAAGGCAAUUCAUUUAACGAAAAUUGCAAAUCAAUUCGCACUCAAAGGUUGUUUCACCUAGUCAAAACCCCAAGAAACCCCAAAACUCCAAUAAAAGAAGAAAAUAAGUGAAAAAUAAGCAAACAAAGUGAACUAAAAGCAAGGAGCACCAUGUCGCCAGGAGUGGAGCUGCUGCUGCUGCUCCUGCUCAGCCCGUCGCUGCUCGCGGAGAUCUCCCACCUGCCGAUGGCCAACAACCGCAUCAUCCUGGACUCCACGGAGCUGCUGCAGAACCCGCUGGUUCCGGACACCGGUGUGCCGGCGGCCAGGGCGACGCCAGUUGCGCCGCAGAAGUGUCCUUCGCUGCAGCGGUACCGCAAGAUGCUGAAGGACUUCGACGACCUGGAGGACCUCUACGUGGACGUGCCCGUGCACAUAGCUCUGGCGGAGCGGCAGAGGAAGCGAUUUGUGCUGAACCUGAACGACUCGACGCCGCUAACGAUUCGCUUUUCGGCGCCCGUGGGCCGCAAGAUGUACUACAAUCAGACAGGAAACCCCCUCCGGCCGGCGGCAGUGGCACCUGGGCCAGGUGUGGCUGUGGGCAGUCUGGUGCUGCCCUGCGCCCUGCGCGGCCAGUACGACCUCUUCGUCCUCGCCCGCCACUCGGGAGCCCUCAAGGUGGACGCCCUGGCGGAGCAUCCCCAGCACGACUGGCCCCUCCUCAACGCCACGCACCGGAUCGCCAUUCGCACCCAGAACCGCGUGCGGAAGCGCGAGAUGAUCGUCAAGUGGGAAAUGAGCAAGUUCGAUUUCCAUGCCAUGCACUAUUGCCUGGUGAUUCAGCGACUCUCCACGGACACGCCGCGGAUGAGCUUCAGCCACUUCUGCCAGGCGGUGUCCGCCUACGCGGAACAGCGACCCAUGACUCCCAGUUGCGCGGCGGCAGGUGGUCCGCUGGAGGGGAUUUGGGGUACACCACCGCAGCGGGAACGGCGGCUCAAUCCCCGCCAGAAUGUGCACAUCGUGUGCACGGGGAAGAGGCGCCAGCAGCUGCUGCGCCGCCUGCUCCCGCGGAGCAGCUACCACCUGGACCUGUUUGGCGUCCACCAGGGUCGCCAGAACCUCACCCUGCGCCUGGCCAGCAGCCAGGUGAACUUCAACCGCACCCAACCACUGGUCCUGAAGCAGCAGGCCCUGAUGCAACUCAAGAUCGGCGGGCAGCACGGCAAGCAGGUGUACAGCUUCAAGGUGCCGCAGACGACACGGCAGCUGGGGGAGCCAUUCAUGAGGCACCUCCUGAUCCCCUGCUCGGGCAGCGAGAUCCGGGUGAAGCUGCUGCGCCAGCGCAGCGAGGUGGGCCAAACGGAGGCCUUCUACAGUCCCACGUACAUUCGGCAGAAGGGAGUGCUUCCGGGGCAGCGGUAUCUCAUGCGGUUCGAGCCCAGCAACGACGAUGAGGCGUUGCGAGCCCAGAAAGUCAUGGUGGCCCUGAGCAGCGAGGCUCUGUUCCGGGAUUUGCCCGAGCUGCCGCAGAACACCACGGUCUUCAAUGUGCGCACGCGGUGCAGCAGAGCCACCAUUGCCUGGAAUGGCUCGCCGGAUGAACGCGAGCUGAGCUACUGCAUCAUUGUGUUCAACCUGCCACAGCGCAACCGCAGCGUGGUGGACUUCACCAACUACUGCAUGGACUUUGCGCCCAAGCGGGUGACGCACUACAGGAACUUCGCGCUGAUGAACUGCAGGGAGCGGCAGCAGAGCAGUGCGGACAACAUCGAGACGGAGACCAUACUGAACCUGAUGCCGGGCUACAGCUACCAGGUGUACGUGACCGCCAACCUGAGCAUGGGCAAGACGCUGCCCUACCAGGCGCUGACCCUCCACAUGGCCAGCCAGUGCCUGGACGGAUCGCACGAGUCCUUCUACUAAGCGCUACUCCCCAAACCACAAGCCAACCAAACCCAAAGCCCAAAGCUUCGCUGCAUUUUCGAAUACAAACACUGAACUAUCCGUCGUUGUAAAGCUACCUUAUCCACUACGAUUACUACCUACUACUAUCCUACAAGAACUAUGCUGGUUAAAAGACUAUACACCUAGCUCCAUAUACGAGUACUAUAUAUAUGUAUAAACAUAUAUAUAUAUACAAUAACAAUAGCGAGGCAUGUGUUGUGUGGGCGCGAGUGAGUGUGUGCGUGUGACUUCUGAUUGAGUUGCCAUUUGAUUCCAAGUAUUCGCGAGUGCUUAGUUUUGUAAUUUUUGUAAGUUUUGUAAUCCGUAUUCGUAGCUAGCCGUUAAAUGUUUAUAAACUGUGUAUAAACUGUUUCAUUGGUUGCCCACUCCGCUUUAUUCGAUAAGCUCGUUUUCUAGAUUCUAGCCCUAGCACUCCUAGUUUAAUGUUUAACGUUAAUGAUAGUUUCGCUGUUAAGUUUACACCGUAGUCGAGGCGUUUUGAGUAGUUCUUUUGUACAUUAAGCUUACAGUUAGCUCUACACUAGAUUGAUAUAUGCAUGUACCAUGUCGGACAUGCGAACAAACGAACAUAUAUGUUGAAAGCAUUGAAGCGUUGAAAGCGUUGUAUUUUUUGAAGCCGAACUUAUGCAACCGAAAGGAGACAAUAAACAAACAAAUGUGCUAUACUCGUAAAGGACGAAGGUGUCGCAAAUAAAUGUGAACCACUGCUACCGAA
Molecule: messenger RNA, 3176 nt
Organism: Drosophila teissieri
Lineage: Eukaryota; Metazoa; Arthropoda; Insecta; Diptera; Drosophilidae
Gene: nord
Exons: 7
Coding region: 665-2419 (584 amino acids)
Source: RefSeq, a predicted model, not a curated record